Messenger RNA from Leguminivora glycinivorella, 677 nucleotides. RefSeq lists its product as uncharacterized. Bases 82 to 417 code for a protein of 111 amino acids. Lineage: Eukaryota; Metazoa; Arthropoda; Insecta; Lepidoptera; Tortricidae. The transcript is spliced from 3 exons. The record is from RefSeq and is a predicted model, not a curated record.
UGAAAAUGGUCGCCUCGCUUUUUCUGGCUAAUGUUUUUUUUCUAAUGAAUUGACUGAAAAUUUCGCAAUUACGGCUUAAAUAUGACUGACAAAGAAAUUACGAUGGAAGAUCUAGAGGAAACGGCGCAGCAAACUGAGGAGCAGCUGGACCUGCUGGCGUGGAAGAUGGACGGGGAGAAGGACCUGGCCGUGCCUGUCAGCAGCCAGGACAUGUGCGUCAUGACACUGCUCAAGUCCGUCUCCGAGGUGCGGUCUGACUACACUGCUCUCCGCCGUGAACUGGUGGAGGUCCAACAACUACAACGAGAGUUGUCGGCUCGGCUGAGGGCUCAGCUGAGACUGGUGCAUGGGAAGUUCGCUAAACUGCGGCAGAGGCUGGCCGUGGCUGACCAGCAUAUGCAGGCACACCAGCGGUAGACAGUACAAAUUAUAAACAACACAGCAUAUAUCCUGUUUCCUAUCUCCACUUCUGUGGCUACAUGGAACUGGUAGAAGUACCACUGGCCGUGCCUACCAGCAUAUGCAGGCUCACCAGCGAUCGACGCCCAAGCUAGUACUAAUAGUUUGGUAGCUGACAAGCUGACAUAGUUUAUUACUUGCGAGACAAACAGGCUGGUACAUGAAACGUUUGCUACAGAAGACACUAACUGUAUGUUGGUCAGUAUAUGUAGGCAUAU